This is a messenger RNA of Rotaria sp. Silwood2, 1440 nucleotides long. NCBI's taxonomy places the organism in Eukaryota, Metazoa, Rotifera, Eurotatoria, Philodinida, Philodinidae. The record is from the annotation of a GenBank genome assembly.
CGGCAAAUAAAUACAAGAUCAACUAAUUUCAAAGUAGAACGGAAACAGUUUCCCCUAGUUCCUUCUGAAGCCAUGACUAUAUAUAAAAGUCAAGGUGGCAUUUAUGAAAAAGUCGUUGUCAAUCUAAAGAAAGGAAUGACAAGAUCUGAAUUAUAUGUCGCUUGUAGUCGUGCAACAAAAGCAAGUGGUUUAUAUUUAAUUGGCGACCUCGUUCCACCGAAACCACCUGAACAUAAUGAUGCAGUGGCGAUGAUGUUCAAAAGCAUGAGAUCCGAACGAAUGCUGAAAUUUUCACUUGAAUUUCCCGAAGAAUCUCAAGAAGAAAGAUUUUCGAUUAUGUUUCAUAAUGUACAAUCAUUGAAUAAACAUAUUUCAGAUAUUAAGUGUGACACAACAUUUUUGUCUUCUUCCAUGAUAAGUCUUGUUGAAACAUGGACAAAACCAAGUGACAACUUGGAAAUUGAAGGUUUCAAGAUAGUUCACAGACGUGAUUGUGAUGAUGUACGAAAAUCAUUCGGUCAAAUCAUUUAUUUAAAAAAUGAUCUGAAGUACGAAAAUAUCACCGAAAGAUAUGGAUAUUCAGGCAAAAACCAUAUUGAAUAUUCUUCAAUAGAAAUUGAUGAUAUUUGUAUAAUUUCCAUUUACAAUUCACCGAAUUCAUCAUUCGAUAUCUUAAAACGACAGAUUAAUGAAGUUAUAACUAUUUCAAAAGGGUUUUGUCAAAAUAUAAUUGUCAUUUUGGAUCAUUUUAUUUUUGCACUUGAUUUUAAUAAUACUACAGAGACUAAUCAAAUUUCAAGUCAAGCUCAAAUAAUUAAUGAUUUAAUUGAAAAAUCACCAUUUAUAACUAUGAAUAAUAAAGACCAAUCCGUCCGGUUAAAAUCGAAAACAGGAUAUUCUGUUCAAGCGUUCGAUUCUGUUUAUGCUAGAACUUGCACGACUGCAGAUGGCAAUUGUUUAUAUAGUUCUCUUUCGAUAAUAAAUAUUGGGUCUGAAAAACUAACACAUUCGAUGAGAUUGUUGGCAGUUAAUGCAAUGAUGAAUAAUAGCGAUUAUUUCCAAACCCUUUGUACUGUAUUGCAAUAUUCAUUUGAAGAACAGUUGAAAAGAACUGCUAUGGAUACAAUAUGGGGUGGAGAAGUUCAAAUUCAGGCGCUUUCUAUGGCUCUAUCUCAUCCUAUCUAUUCAUAUAUUCAGUUUAACGGCAAUCCAAAACAUAGACAUUAUAUUUCAUCGAAUAUUAGUUUACAGGAACUAGUUGAUCGAUUUGCUAAAGGAACAGCAGGUGGUCAUCUAAAAUAUAUAGGAUACAAAUCUGAUAUGAAUAAAGUAGGAUUUUGUAUUUACUAUAAUGGUAGUCAUUAUGAUGCAUUUUUACCUUUUCGAGAUAAUCCUCAACAAUUUGUACCGCACUUUGACAUAAUUAACAUGAGUUUAUAA